UCCUCCUCCUUCCGACCGGUGGCUGCUAGCUGUCAGAAGGAGGCUAUAAAACAGAGGGGCGGCUCUGAAGAGGCUGCUCGUUUUUUUGGGAGAAAUACGCGUAGUACAGUUACUUUACGUCCUGUCCGUGGGGGGAAAAGCCCUCUGUUUGGCUGAGAUUGAUGACUUAAAACUUUGACCUAAUAAAAGCGGACAGUUGGAGGCGACGAAGGCGCUGCAUCUUUUUUUUUUCUCCCCCAGUCUGAGUGAGAAUUUGCGCUAACAGGGUCAGAAAGAAGAAGUUGCUGGGUGUUUUUUUUCCUCCCUUUUUUUUUUUCUUUUGGGAGGGAGAGGAGAAAAGCCUGCUUUGUGGAGGUUUGGGAUGCUGGCUCCCCGCGCGCUCCGCUCCUUGCUGUGCGCGCUGAGCUGCGCGUGGUGGCUUCACUCCGGGACAGCCUCGCGCCUCAAGACUCCUGCGCUGCCCAUCCAGUCCGAGAGAGAGCCGCUGCCCUCCAAAGUCCUGGCAGGAUGCUCAUUUGGAGGUCGAUUCUACUCCCUGGAGGACACCUGGCACCCAGAUCUCGGGGAGCCCUUUGGUGUGAUGCACUGUGUCCAGUGCCACUGCGAACCUCAAAAGAGUCGGCGGGGGAAGGUGUCGGGUAAAGUGAACUGCAGGAACAUCAAGCAGGACUGUCCCAACCUGGACUGUGACGACUCUGUCCUGCUUCCAGGACAAUGCUGUAGAACCUGUCCCAAAGGUUCAGAUGGCAAACAGCAGGCUGACUCUAUGCUGGAAAGCUUUGAGUAUUUCCACGAGAAGGGCAAAGAGGACGACCUCCACAAAUCCUACAACGACAGAUCCUACCUGAGUUCUGAGGACACAGGCCUCGGAGAGAGCCGCACAGACUUUGUGGCGUUGUUGACAGGAGUGACAGACUCAUGGCUGCCGAGCUCCAGUGGAGUUGCCAGAGUCCGUCUUUCUCUGACCAGAACCACACUGACCUUCUCUGUUACAUACCAAAGAAUCGGCCGGCCCACUAAAAUAGCCAUCCUGGACUCAGAUGGGACUCCUGCUUUUGAAUAUAAAGUCCCCAGAGGACAGGCAGACAUGAUUUGUGGAGUAUGGAAGAACUUGGCGAAACCUCUCCUGCGACAGCUGCAUUCUGAGCAAAUGCGCAUCAGCAUGACCACGUCCACAGGGAGACGAGAAGAGGUGGUGGGCAAGAUCAUCAAACACAGGGCGCUGUUCGCCGAGACAUUCAGCUCAAUGCUGACCUCGGAGGAGGAGAAUGCCGGGAUGGGCGGCAUCGCUAUGCUGACACUGAGCGACAGUGAGAACAACCUCCACUUCAUCCUCAUCCUGCAGGGUCUCAUCAGACACAAGGACAAAGAGCCGGUUUUGGUGCCAAUCCGAGUCCAGCUGGUGUACCGCCAACAUGUCCUACGAGAGAUCCGAGCCAAUAUCACCUCUAACGAUCCAGAUUUUGCAGAGGUGCUGACAGACCUGAACAGCCGAGAGCUGUUUUGGUUAUCUCGUGGUCAGCUGGAGAUCGCCGUGGCAGCCGAGGGUCAGGAUCCCCGGCAAAUCUCCGGCUUCAUCACCGGGAGAAAAUCUUGUGACGCUAUCCAGAGUGUGAUGUCCAGUGGCGAUGCACUGAUCCCAGGGAAGACCGGCGGGGUCGGAUCGGCUAUCUUUAACCUCCACGAUAACGGAACGCUGGAAUACCAGGUUCAGGUUGCGGGUCUCACGAGCGACGUCGUGAGCCUCACAAUAGAGCUGAAGCCCCGGCGUCGGAACAAGCGCUCGGUCCUCUACGAUUUAACGGCGGAGUACGGCAAAGCGGCAGGGCGGGCGGCGGGCAGCUGGAGUCGACUGGAGGCCCGGCAUAUCCACAUGUUGCUGCAGAACGAGCUCUUCAUCAACGUGGCCACGGCACACAACCAGGAGGGGGAGCUCAGGGGGCAAAUCAAGGCCCUGCCGUACAGUGGCCUGGAGGUGCCAAGACAUGAGCUGCCCACUCCCCUGGCUGGACAUUUUGUGUCCCCUCCAGUAAGAACCGGUGCAUCCGGCCAUGCCUGGGUGUCCGUGGAUAAACAGUGCCACCUGCACUACGAGAUAAUUGUGGCAGGUCUUAGCAAGGCGGACGACCUGACUGUGAACGCCCACCUCCACGGGCUGGCUGAGAUCGGAGAGCUGGAUGACAGCAGCACGAGUCACAAGAGGCUGCUGACGGGUUUCUACGGCUCUCAGGCUCAGGGGGUUUUAAAGGACAUGAGUGUUGAACUACUGCAACAUCUGGAUCAGGGAACAGCCUUCAUCCAAGUCAGCACCAAGAUGAACCCUCAGGGAGAAAUACGAGGACGGGUCCACGUUCCCAACACCUGCAAGCUCGGUGCCCCGGCGGAGGUGGAGGAGGCUGAGUUUGACGACGUUUUUCUGAACGACCCCGAGGAGCUCAAGAAAGACCCAAAUACCUGCUUCUUUGAGAACCAGCACCAUGCUCAUGGCUCGCGCUGGACUCCGAGUUACGACAAGUGCGUCACAUGCAGCUGUCAAAAGCGAACAGUGAUCUGUGAUCCAGUUAUCUGUCCAGAGCUGACUUGCUCCAGAACCAUUCAGCCCGAGGACAAGUGCUGUCCUGUCUGUGAUGAAAGCAGGGAGCCUAAGGACGUGAAAGCUCUGGAGACCCUGGAAGAACAUCUCGAAGGUUGUUACUUUGAAGGCGACCAGAAGAUGCAUGCCCCAGGAACCACAUGGCAUCCCUUUGUUCCUCCCUUUGGAUACAUUAAAUGUGCUGUCUGCACUUGCAAGGGAUCUACAGGGGAGGUCCACUGUGAGAAGGUGACGUGUCCCGUGUUGACCUGCAACCACCCAGUGAGGAGGAGCCCCUCCGACUGCUGUAAGGAGUGUCCUGAAGAAGAGAGGACGCCGGCGGGCCUGGAGAUCAGCGACAUGAUGCAAGCGGACGGCCCACGGAACUGCAAAUUUGGAAAGAACCUUUACCAGAACAGCGACAGCUGGCAUCCCUGGGUGCCACUGGUGGGCGAGAUGAAGUGCAUCAACUGCUGGUGUGAUCAUGGCGUUACGAAGUGUCAAAGGAAACAGUGUCCGGUGCUGACCUGCUCCAACAUCACUCGUACAGAGAGCUCAUGCUGUCCCGAAUGUGGUGAUCAAAAAGAAGAAGCUGUUCUGAUGACAAAAACACCAGGCAAAAGACGAACCUGGAGACAAUGAUGAAGAGGAAUGCCCCCGCUCCAGAGAUGAGCCCCAAAACCCCUUUUUCUGGAAAAACAACCCCCCCCCCUCCUCCUCAUCCCACAUGGACAUAUUCCCACAGCUGCACACUGGGAUCCCCCGUAUCUCUCCUGACCUGACACCCACCCUGUUAUCAGCUUCAAGAUUGUAACAAGGAGAGCCUUGCAGAGACUAAAGUUAAUCCUAAAAUACGGACUUUUUAAGCGACGCAUUGAAGCUUUGGAGGGAACCCUCCUAAUGUUACUCACAUGCUGCCUUCGGAGCUUGUUGGGAGUUUAACCGUUGCUGAGCGGGUAAAAGGCGAAGCUGUUUAUCGGACUGAAAUCCAGCUGGAUUGUAAAUAGCGAGUGUUGGGAGAAGAAAGCAGUUUGUAUCGACAGAGCUUCUUUCUGAAGCACAGCCAUAGCUACUGCAGCUCCCAGUGGACACAACGAUGGAAAGUGUUACUUAUGAUGGGCCGAGUGUGUGAAUGUAGGUACCCGUGUCUGUUUCUUUGACUUUCUUUGGUUUCUUUGAUAAAGUGUGAGCAAGUGAAUAGAGGGAGAGCAUCUGUGGCCACCUGCCUACAGCUUUCGUUUGUUGUAAGAAAACAUUUCCACUCUGUAUGACUCUCAUUCCUGUCAGGGUCACUCCCCUUUUCUGGGAUGGGACAUUAAAACGCCUUCUGUUUAUAUCA
Fundulus heteroclitus (mummichog) is the source of this 3911-nucleotide messenger RNA. RefSeq names its product chordin (gene chrd). NCBI's taxonomy places the organism in Eukaryota, Metazoa, Chordata, Actinopteri, Cyprinodontiformes, Fundulidae. Bases 362 to 3214 code for a protein of 950 amino acids. The transcript is spliced from 21 exons. Gene Ontology annotation, biological process: multicellular organism development. The record is from RefSeq and is a predicted model, not a curated record. Gene Ontology annotation, molecular function: protein binding.